Messenger RNA from Molossus molossus (Pallas's mastiff bat), 1747 nucleotides. It is a transcript of the gene RITA1, whose product is annotated as RBPJ interacting and tubulin associated 1. The transcript has 4 exons. Gene Ontology annotation, cellular component: cytoplasm; nucleus. Gene Ontology annotation, molecular function: tubulin binding. NCBI's taxonomy places the organism in Eukaryota, Metazoa, Chordata, Mammalia, Chiroptera, Molossidae. The record is from RefSeq and is a predicted model, not a curated record. The coding region runs from base 419 to 1225 and encodes 268 amino acids. Gene Ontology annotation, biological process: negative regulation of Notch signaling pathway; Notch signaling pathway; nuclear export.
UGUCUGGUGAGUCGGUCCGCGCGGUGCCCGAGGCGGCGGCCGGGGGCGGCCCGAGAGGCCCGCGUUCCAGGACUCCGGGAUUCCGGAGCCCGGAUAAACUGGGAUCACGGAUGCACCGCGCGCCACGGGUGCCCGAGCACCCCCUCGGAAGAGCUCAGACCUGGUGGAAAGGGGCCCUGAGGGUUGCAGCCGACAUCCGGGAGCCAAGAUGCUCAGCUUUAUAGGUGUGACUUACACACGUGGCGUCACCUUUUGAAGCCUCAGUUUUGUCAUCUGUAGAAUGGACAUAAAGCUGCUUCGCAGAACUGAUGAGAGGAUUAAAUGAGACAAUGCUUCCAAAGCUCUUUGCACGAGGGAGCCCUGGAGGCACGAACUGGUGGGCAGAGCAUGCCUGCUGUCACCUGGGACCACAGGCAGCAUGAAGACCCACAUGGAGCUGGCCAUCAGCGGGAUGCAGACCCUCCGCCGUCAGCACCGCUGCCGGGGCGGCUAUCAGGUCAAGGCCAGGGCAUCAUACGUGGAUGAGACUUUGUUUGGCAGCCCUUCAGGCACCCGGCCCACACCACCAGACUUUGACCCACCCUGGGUGGAGAAGGCCAACAGAACCAAAGAGGUGGGCACAGAGGCUUCACGGGCUUCAGGGGCCAACGGGAGCUGUGAGACCACCUCCUCCAGGGGCAGUACCCCGACCCUCACACCAAGGAAGAAGAACAAAUACAGACUGAUCAGCCACACUCCUUCUUACUGUGAUGAGUCACUGUUUGGCUCCCGACCCGAGGGUGCCAGCUGGGAGGCCCCGUGGAGGGCGAAGGGUGGUGCUGCAAAAUUCCACACCCUCUUCUGGACACCCCCGGCCACCCCCAGGGGCCACUCGCCCCAUCCCAGGGAGACCCCGCUGCGUGCCGUUCACCCAGAUGGUCCCUCGAAGACAGAGCCUAGGGUGGGGGAAGUCGCCCGGAAGGUGUCCAUGGAUAGGCUAGACUCUCCACGCCCUCCGAGGCGGGGGCGUUCCUAUUCCCUCACCCUCCUGAAUGGCCCCAGCACUGGCCACCCAGCCACCAGUGGCCCGCACACAAGUGGGCCUCAGGAUCCCGGGCCUUCCCCGUCGGGGGUGACCUUCCGGAGCCCCCUGGUGACGCCCAGGGCUCAUUCAGUCAGUGCGUCAGUGCCAGCCACCCCCCGACGAGGUGGGGCCACCCAGAAACCAAAGCCCCCUUGGAAAUGAGUCUUUUGAUCCUUCCAUCAGGUUUGCCCAUGGGGUUACAGCUGGGGCACCAUCUCAGAGGAUGGCACAGGUGGGGAGACCACCAGGCACAGAGAAGUGCUCAUGGCGGCAGACACGGUGAGGGUGGCCAGGGACGCCCUCUCCCCUGGCGGUCUCUGGUUGUUUCCCCAGAGUGGAUUUGAGGGCCACCCUUGAGACACCUGUUCUAGUCCUGUCAGAGCCACAUGCUCUAUGAGUGCCAACUCAGGGCUGCCCCCGGAAGGGGCCCUCCGCCUCCCCAUCACUUCCAUACAUUGUCUUGCCGCCAAGUAUGAAUAAGUGCUGUGGUGCCAGCCUGGAGGGUUUCUUCUCCCCCACUUCAAGCUGAGCUUCCUGCUCAGGAUGUUUCCAGCCAGGUUUGGAGGCCUCAGGAAUUUUCCCUGGCACGGUGUGUGGACCACAGGGGACACGAGGAUCUGGUGAUAUGUGGGUGGACUUUCUACUUUAACACUCAUGUAUUUAUUUCUAUGUAUUAAAUCUGUC